AUGGAGCUCGCCUUUGUCCCCCCGGGCUCUGUCUCGGGUCCCCCGCCACUGCGCCGAACACCUGCGACCGGGCUUCUGGAGCCAAGUGCAAGGUCGCUAGGCUCUCGCUUUGCCGGGCUCUGCCCAGUGGCAGCAGCGCUCGCUGUUGUCGUGAAGCAGAGACUUCGUUCCGCAGUUUUCCGCUACAGCAAGCAGAACCAAGUUUUUGAGGUGCGUGCAGGCCGCAUCCGCCGCAAGCCAUCGCAAGAGAACCUGGACGACAACCGUGAGGAGUGGUUCAACUUCGACAAGGACCUGUCCGGCCUGAAAGAAAUCAUCCUGGGCUCGCCGUUGAAUUUGAUGCUGAUCUUCGCCCCCCUUGGCCUUGCCUCGGAGACUUUGGGCUGGGGCGAAGUGGCCACGUUUCUGCUGAGCUUUCUGGCCAUCGUCCCCUUGGCAAAGCUGCUCGGAGAAGCAACAGAGCAGCUCGCGCUUUCCGUCGGGCAGACCCUGGGAGGCCUCCUCAAUGCCACGUUUGGAAAUGCUGUGGAGAUGAUCAUCGCCAUCUUCGCUUUGCGGGAGGGCUUGACGGAGGUGGUCAAGGGGAGCUUGGUCGGGAGUAUCGUUUCGAACUUGCUGCUGGUGCUGGGCAUGUGCUUCUUCUGUGGCGGCCUAAAGUACAACACGCAGCGCUUUAGUCCAACAGGUGCCCGCGCUCAGUACUCCCUCCUCCUUCUGGCGGUCCUAGCUCUUGUGAUUCCCACGGUGGUGCUCCUGACCGGGGCUCGCCCAGACAGCGAGCUGCUCAUCUCCCGGGGUUGCGCAAUUGUUCUAGCCGUGCUGUACAUUUGCUACUUGGUCUUCCAGCUCUACACCCACAAGGAGCAAUUCGGCUCAGAGGCUAACGAGGAGGAGCCUGCCGAAGAGGAGCAGCCGAUGCUGUCCAAGGGCGCCUCUCUUGCUCUUCUGUUAAUCGCCACACUGAUUGUGGCUCCUCUUUCCGAAGGCCUGACAGGCUCCGUGGAGGGUGUGACGAAGACGCUGCAGCUUUCGGAUGCUUUCGUUGGAGUGAUCCUGCUGCCCAUUGUUGGCAACGCGGCAGAGCACCUCACUGCUGUGACUGUGGCCACCAAAGACAAGAUGGACCUCUCUUUGGGCGUGGCCCUGGGAAGUAGCACGCAGAUUGCUCUCUUCGUGGUGCCAUUUACGGUGAUUGUUGGAUGGUUCAUGGACGUCCCCAUGGAUCUAAACUUCAAGUCGCUGGAUGUGUCCAUCCUCCUGCUGACAGUGUUGAUUGUCGGGAGUACGAUCAGCGACGGAGAGUCGAACUGGCUGGAAGGAGCGGCUUUGAUUGGCGCCUACUUGCUGAUAGCUGUUUCGCUCUGGUACAUAUGA
This is a messenger RNA of Symbiodinium sp. CCMP2456, 1374 nucleotides long. Lineage: Eukaryota; Dinophyceae; Suessiales; Symbiodiniaceae. The record is from the annotation of a GenBank genome assembly.